CCUUGCCGAGGCCGCAGCCUGAGAGCCUUUAAAGCCGGAGCCCCGCGCUGCUUUUCCAGAUUCUCGGACCUCGGCGACCUCCGGGGAUCCGAGUUUGCAGACUACGUGUGCGUGCGCAGCUAGCCACCUCAGGUGUUUGAACCAUGACCCCUUUACUCCUCCUGGCUGUCCUCUGCUUGGGAACAGCCUUAGCCACUCCAAAAUUUGAUCAAACGUUUAAUGCACAGUGGCACCAGUGGAAGUCCACACACAGAAGGCUGUAUGGCACGAAUGAGGAAGAGUGGAGGAGAGCAGUGUGGGAGAAGAACAUGAGGAUGAUCCAGCUACACAAUGGGGAGUACAGCAACGGGAAGCACGGAUUUACCAUGGAGAUGAACGCCUUCGGUGACAUGACCAAUGAGGAAUUCAGGCAGAUAGUGAAUGGCUAUCGCCACCAGAAGCACAAGAAGGGAAGGUUAUUUCAGGAACCUCUGAUGCUGCAGAUCCCCAAGACUGUGGACUGGAGAGAAAAGGGUUGUGUGACUCCUGUGAAGAAUCAGGGCCAGUGUGGUUCUUGCUGGGCUUUUAGCGCAUCGGGUUGCCUAGAAGGACAGAUGUUCCUUAAGACUGGCAAACUGAUCUCACUGAGUGAACAGAACCUUGUGGACUGUUCUCACGAUCAAGGCAAUCAGGGCUGUAAUGGAGGCCUGAUGGAUUUUGCUUUCCAGUACAUUAAGGAAAAUGGAGGUCUGGACUCAGAGGAGUCUUAUCCCUAUGAAGCAAAGGACGGAUCUUGUAAAUACAGAGCCGAGUACGCUGUGGCUAACGACACAGGGUUUGUGGAUAUCCCUCAGCAAGAGAAAGCCCUCAUGAAGGCUGUAGCGACGGUGGGGCCUAUUUCUGUCGCCAUGGAUGCAAGCCAUCCGUCUCUCCAGUUCUAUAGUUCAGGCAUCUACUAUGAACCCAACUGUAGCAGCAAGGACCUCGACCAUGGGGUUCUGGUGGUCGGCUAUGGAUUUGAAGGAACAGAUUCAAAUAAGAAUAAAUACUGGCUUGUCAAGAACAGCUGGGGUGAAGAAUGGGGUAUGGGUGGCUACAUCAAAAUAGCCAAAGACCGGAACAACCACUGCGGACUUGCCACCGCAGCCAGCUAUCCUAUCGUGAAUUGAUGGACAGCGAUAAUAAGGACUUACGGACACUACAUCCGAAGGAGUUCAUCUUAAAACUGACCAAACCCGUCUUUGAGUGAGACCAUGGUACUUGAAUCGUUCAGGAUCCAAGUCACGAUUUAAAUUCUGUUGACAUUUUUACAUGGGUUAAAUGUUACCACUACUUAAAACUCCUGUUAUAAACAGCUUUAUAAUAUUGGACACUUAAUGCUUAAUUCUGAGUCUGGAAUAUUUGUUUUAUAAAAGUUGUAUAAAACUUUCUUUACCUUUUAAAAAUAAAUUUUAGCUCAGUGCAUGUGUGUGUGUGUAUGGGUUAGGGGAACUUCCCGUGUGAAAUGUGUUCACAAAUGUUUGAGACUAAAGACUGAUUCCAGAUGUCCGGACUGAUUCAGGUAUCAGUGGUAGAGCUGGGGAAAGGUGACAGGUGCUCUGGAUGGAGCCUUCUGAUUUUACCUCAGCGUCCUGUCAGGUUAGGUAUGUGUAAGUGAAUCUAGCUUAUGGGGUAAUUGUUUUUUCUUUAUUUGUGUGAGUAUGUGUGUGUGGAGGUCAGAGAACAACUCAUUUCGACAGUGUUGGUCCUAUCGAUCAAAAUCAGGUUGUCAGGCUGGACCACAGGUGCCUUUUACUACUGAGGUAUCUUGCCAGCACCACUGGUUUUAACUGACGUAUAAUUAUAUAUGUUUAUUUAGUACAAUAUAAUGUGUUGUCAUAUGUGUAUACUAUGAAAUGAUCUGAUAGUUCACCUCAAAUAUUUUAUUACUUUGUUGAACUUUUCUAGCUGUUUCUAAAAUACACAGUAUAUUAUCAUUGGGACCUGUCUUGUUAAUGUAGCCCAGGCUGGCCUUAAGCCCAUAAUCUUCCUUCUCAGCCUUCUGUGGGCUAAGAUAAAAAAAA
Molecule: messenger RNA, 2042 nt
Organism: Rattus rattus (black rat)
Lineage: Eukaryota; Metazoa; Chordata; Mammalia; Rodentia; Muridae
Product: cathepsin L1
Exons: 8
Coding region: 144-1148 (334 amino acids)
Biological process (GO): immune response
Cellular component (GO): lysosome
Molecular function (GO): cysteine-type endopeptidase activity
Source: RefSeq, a predicted model, not a curated record